Molecule: messenger RNA, 706 nt
Organism: Ochlerotatus camptorhynchus
Lineage: Eukaryota; Metazoa; Arthropoda; Insecta; Diptera; Culicidae
Gene: Sod1
Product: Superoxide dismutase 1
Exons: 3
Coding region: 28-489 (153 amino acids)
Biological process (GO): superoxide metabolic process
Molecular function (GO): copper ion binding
Source: RefSeq, a predicted model, not a curated record
AUUUCUUCAAGUAAACCCCACAUCAAAAUGAAGACAAAAGCAGUGUGCGUACUGAGCGGUGAUGUCAAGGGCACCAUCUUUUUCGAACAGAAUGGUGAUUCGGAUGCAGUUAAGGUUACUGGUGAAGUUACCGGCUUGAAACCGGGCAACCAUGGAUUCCACAUUCACGAGUUCGGUGACAACACCAACGGGUGCACCUCGGCUGGACCGCACUUUAACCCCCACGGAAAGGAACAUGGAGCCCCGGAUGCUGCUGUAAGACACGCCGGAGAUUUGGGAAACGUUGUGGCCGAUGACAGUGGUGCCGCCAAGGUCGAUCUCAGCGAUAAGCAGAUUUCUCUGACCGGACCUUUGAGCAUCCUGGGACGUACCGUUGUCGUGCAUGCCGAUACUGAUGAUCUGGGUCUGGGAGGUCACGAACUGAGCAAGUCUACCGGAAAUGCCGGUGCUCGUUUGGCCUGCGGUGUGAUUGGGAUUUGCAAAGCAUAAAUCAUCCAAGCUAUAGCAUCAACGGAGAGUUCAAAAGACAUUCUAAUGGUCAUGUCAAGUCGUAUCCUUACUAAACCCCAUGGGAAGUGGUAUCCGUGUCCUCAACCGGGAAUGGUUCUGAUAGGUGGUCCCUAAAAUAUUGUAUCAAUAAGUUCAAUGAACAAAUUCCUUAAUGUUUAUUUUUCUGGUUUGAAUAAAACUGAAAGUACAUCACUCA